Ostrea edulis (European flat oyster) is the source of this 2382-nucleotide messenger RNA. RefSeq lists its product as uncharacterized. Bases 261 to 2108 code for a protein of 615 amino acids. The record is from RefSeq and is a predicted model, not a curated record. Gene Ontology annotation, cellular component: nucleus; cytosol. Gene Ontology annotation, biological process: protein deubiquitination. Gene Ontology annotation, molecular function: cysteine-type deubiquitinase activity; cysteine-type endopeptidase activity. The transcript has 20 exons. Lineage: Eukaryota; Metazoa; Mollusca; Bivalvia; Ostreida; Ostreidae.
AGAACGCACUACGUUGUAGACAUUCUUCUUUUUAAAGGUACCUGCGAGACAUCGAUCGGUACAGGUAUUUGAUAACAUGUUUUCAAAAAUUCGUUAAAGGGACAGCAGAGAAUUAUUGUAAAAUUAAAUUGAGGAAAUAUCAUUAGGAACUGUUAUCGAGGGUUGGAAAUUGAGGAAGAGUGAUAUCAAAGUAUUGUGGGAUUGGCAAGAUUGGUAGUCUCACAGACAGAGAUCAAAAUAUUCUCUACACCAGAGAAAAUAUGGCAUCAAACGAAGAGAAACAUAACGAAGCUUCGCCGUCAAAAUCUAAGACGUGUGACGUAUGCGGAUUGAAGGCAUUUUGCAGAAGUCCAUGCGGUCAUUAUUAUUGCUACAGUUGUCUGCAUCUCCAAAAGGGAGAUAAAUGUUGUCUUGUGGAAAGUUGUCACUUCGACUUCCGAGAUGAGUAUGACGAAAUGUAUCAGUAUACCCUCAGAACAGCAACCGAAGAUAAACUCAGAACCCUGCCAUAUGGUAUGAAUCCAGACAAAAAAUGCUGCGAGGAAAUGGCACUUGUUCUGUUAAUGGACUGUUAUCACACGUUAUGUUUGUCCUGUGAAGAUCGAGAACUCAAGUAUGCAGGUGGACCAAACCAUUUGAUACAUCUUAAGUGCAACAAAUGUGAGGUUUCAUAUCUACGAGAUUCUGUACACCAUUUUAAGCAAACAGAUUUAAAAAGCAUUUCAAUGAUGAAAAUUGAAUCAAGUCCCAAGUGCAAUGGAUGUGGAGGAAAAGGGGCUAUGGACAGUCACAAAAUAUUAUUGAAGAGAUGUGGUCAUGUAUAUUGUAUCAAAUGCAGCGAAGCAGUGCUUGAGAGUUCAGAAAAAGAAACCAGAUGCAAAGUCUGUGAUACUAUAAUUUCAACAGAGUGCUUUAAAUACAUGACAUAUAUCUUAAAGGGAAAGGAUAAUGUGAUUGCUUCAGCAUUCGUUUUGCAGAAUGGAACAGAAGAAAAAUGCUGUGCAUGUCUUGAAUUAAAAGUCUGCCCGGUUUCUUUUCAAGAAUGUCGCCAUUACAUCUGUUUCGAAUGUGUUGGGAAAAGAAAAGUGGAAAAUGGGUUUUUCAACUGCCCCCGUAUUGAUUGCACAACGCUUCUUCCGAACAAGGGACUAAGAGAUGUUUUUACAAGUCAGAAAUAUAUGAUAAUACCCAUAGACCCCGGGGGAUUGAACAACGAAGGAUUGUGUUGUUAUAGGAAUGCAUUGUUUCAGGUUCUUGCACAGACACCUCUACCGGAACUUUGUCCCAGGGAAAUGGUUGAUGAACCGAAAUGGUUACGAUCUCUUUUGAAAAUACUGGAAGAAAUUAGAGAACUAAAAGUUUGUCCUCAGAUAUAUUUAGAUGACUUCUCUAGAUGUUACCAUGAGACUGACGGAAAUUUUCCUCCAUGUACUGUGAAUGACAGUCUGUCAUUGUUCCUGAGUUUGAUGAACAACAUAAAAGAGGCUGGGUCUAGAAAAUGUGGAUAUGAAGAUGCAGCUAAGAUAUUCCAGGGUAUUAUGUGGAGCCAAUUUUUCUGCCAAAGAUGUGAAAAGUCUGAACAUGAUGGAGCUAGUGUCUUCUUCAACCUUACAUUUCCUAUGAUAGACUCGAAUGAUGAAAUGAAGGAUCUCAGAUUUAAUGAAGUGUUCAAGUCUCUAUUCGCAAAGGAGAGCGUCGAACUUGUUUGUGAGCAAUGUAAAGAGAAGACGGCUAUGACAAAGAUACUGCAAAUAAAGGAAUUGCCUGAUACUCUUGUGAUACAGCUUGGAAAAAUUCAAAUAAAAAAGAUGUCAAGCGAGCAACAAUCCUUAUCAAAAUAUUUAGAGUCUACAUGCUUUGAGGAAUCCUUUGAAGUUCCAAAUGAUACAACACAUAAUGCUGAGGAGGGAAUUGAUCAGUAUGAACUCUUUGGUACAAUAGUUCAUAUUGGUGGUUUAGAAGACGGUCAUUACUAUGCCUUUGUGAAAAAGAAAAAUGGAAAGUGGUACAGAUGUGCUGAUACCACCAUAUCAGAAGCGAAUAUUUCCUGUGUAAAGCGUGAUUCACCUUACAUCCUUUUUUAUCGUCGAAUUUCAAGUAGUAAAUAGUGUAUUUUUGGGGUAGAAUUCAAUGUGAAAUAUCAAUAAAUGAAGUAGGAAUCUGGAAAUGUAAUGUGUAUAGUGUAUUUCAUAUGUACUGAAAAGAUUUACUUUAGAAUGUAGUUUUUAUGGAGGAGGUGACAAUGUGCACUUUUAGAUAAAAUAACAUGCAAGAUAUAGCUACUUCAGUGCAUCCAUAUAUAUUCUCUCGGGUAUCAAUUGUAUCAAUAACUACCGAGUAUAUGUAUAUAUGUAUUAUUGACAUACAAUUAGUUUGCUUGCA